UCUACACUCUCUUCUCUCCCUUCAUUUCACUUUAAGAACCGUCUGAGAGAAAGAGGAAGAAAAGUUGUAGAGAGAGAGAGAGAGAGAUGGAUAAGGAAGUUAUAGCAGUUUCCGCCAUGGACGCUUUUGAGAAGCUCGAGAAAGUCGGCGAAGGCACUUACGGGAAAGUCUACAGAGCCAGAGAGAAAGCCACGGGAAAGAUCGUCGCUCUCAAGAAGACGCGUCUCCACGAGGACGAAGAAGGCGUUCCUUCCACCACUCUCCGCGAGAUCUCCAUCUUACGCAUGCUCGCUCGCGAUCCUCACAUCGUCAUGUUGAUGGACGUUAAGCAGGGACUGAGCAAAGACGGCAAAACUGUGCUGUACCUGGUGUUCGAGUACAUGGACACUGACGUCAAGAAGUACAUCAGAAGUUUCCGUCAAACCGGAGACAACAUUCCUCCCCAAAUCGUCAAGAGUUUGAUGUACCAACUCUGCAAAGGGAUCGCCUUCUGCCAUGGCCACGGUGUGCUGCACAGAGAUCUGAAGCCUCACAAUCUCUUGAUGGAUCCCAAGACUAUGAGGCUCAAGAUUGCGGAUCUUGGUUUAGCCAGAGCCUUCACUCUCCCUAUGAAGAAGUAUACUCAUGAGAUAUUGACUCUGUGGUAUAGAGCUCCAGAAGUUCUUCUUGGCGCCACUCAUUACUCUACAGCUGUUGAUAUGUGGUCUGUUGGCUGCGUUUUUGCUGAGCUUGUGACUAACCACGCGAUUUUUGCUGGAGACUCUGAGCUCCAACAGCUUCUCCAUAUUUUCAGGUUGCUUGGGACACCCAACGAAGAAAUGUGGCCAGGUGUGAGCACACUCAAGAACUGGCACGCGUACCCACAGUGGAAGCCGUUGAGUCUCUCCACGUCUGUUCCGAAACUCGACCAGGCUGGACUUGAUCUUCUCUCUAAAAUGCUGCAGUACGAGCCAGCGAAACGAAUCUCAGCAAAGAUGGCUAUGGAGCAUCCUUACUUCGAUGAUCUGCAGGACAAGUCCUCUCUCUGAGGAGGAUUUUGAUCUUUGAGUUAGUGCUUCUUUCAAGCAUAUCUCUAGUGUGCUUCUCACUCUCUUCGCUUUAGCUUAUUAUCAUCACCUCUGAUUGUGUUUCUUUCUGUUCCCAAGUUUGUAUCAAAAGGCUUUAUUAGCUUUCAACGUUUUUAAGAAGACUUAAAUCUAUUCUAUAAUGAUACUACACCCUUGAUGAUACAUGA
Brassica oleracea var. oleracea is the source of this 1234-nucleotide messenger RNA. RefSeq names its product cyclin-dependent kinase B2-1. Gene Ontology annotation, cellular component: cytoplasm; nucleus; cyclin-dependent protein kinase holoenzyme complex. The transcript has 7 exons. Gene Ontology annotation, biological process: protein phosphorylation; regulation of G2/M transition of mitotic cell cycle; G1/S transition of mitotic cell cycle. Gene Ontology annotation, molecular function: cyclin-dependent protein serine/threonine kinase activity; ATP binding; cyclin binding. The record is from RefSeq and is a predicted model, not a curated record. NCBI's taxonomy places the organism in Eukaryota, Viridiplantae, Streptophyta, Magnoliopsida, Brassicales, Brassicaceae. The coding region runs from base 87 to 1028 and encodes 313 amino acids.